This is a messenger RNA of Hemicordylus capensis (graceful crag lizard), 3418 nucleotides long. RefSeq names its product carbohydrate sulfotransferase 9 (gene CHST9). Bases 253 to 1494 code for a protein of 413 amino acids. Gene Ontology annotation, cellular component: membrane. Gene Ontology annotation, molecular function: sulfotransferase activity. NCBI's taxonomy places the organism in Eukaryota, Metazoa, Chordata, Lepidosauria, Squamata, Cordylidae. Gene Ontology annotation, biological process: carbohydrate biosynthetic process; proteoglycan biosynthetic process. The transcript has 4 exons. The record is from RefSeq and is a predicted model, not a curated record.
CCGAAAGGGUAGCGGCCGCCUCGCCGUCGGGUAGGCUGGGAAGUUUGCAGGGCGGGGCUCUGAGUGGCGCGCCGAAGAGGCAGAGUCGGGGAAUCUUGUUCUGUGCCACACUCCGCGGCGAGGCUCGGGCUCAUCCGCAAGAUUGAUUUGUCCAGAACCAGAAGAAAAGAUACAAACGUGAACUGAAGACCUGCAAGAAGUGAAUCUUGCAAUUGUCUGAAAUGCUUGGAAAUGUAGCCCUCUGGUAGGGCCAUGAACCUAAAACAAGUCUCUGUAUCUGUACUGAUGUUUGGAGUAGCGGGUCUGUUCCUUUUCAUGUAUCUGCAAGCCUGGAUUGAAGAUCAACAUACAGUGUCUGAAGAAAAACUACAACAGCAGAUAAUUAAUCAGGACUUCAGAUUCUAUUAUAUAGAAGAACCUGCAGGAACACCCAAAAACUGCAUCACAGCUCGGAAAACUGACAAACCAAGUACGACUUCUAUUGAGAAUGGGCCUUCCCAGGGAAAUGCUGCUCCUUUUCUUGGGGUAGCAGAAUCCUUGACUACUGGAUUAUCAGAAGAGUCACAAAAGAUAAAAUUGCUUCUCAAACAGUUCAAGCAAGUGAAUUUGCCCCCAACCAUGCGACCGUUGCACAAGAAUUUCAUCAAAGACAACCGCUGGAAAGCCACAGAUGAGAUUCAGGAGAAACGGAGAUCUUCCCUUUAUGACUUCUGUAAGAAAUACAUUAGUCAAAACAGACCCUGGACUCACCUUUUGCGCAUGGUGUCUAGAAUAUAUGUAGAAGACAAAUACAAACUCUUGUAUUGUGAAGUCCCUAAGGCAGGCUGUUCCAACUGGAAAAGAGUUCUAAUGGUACUCAGUGGCCAUGCUGAGUCUGUUGCUAAUAUUACCCAUGAUGCUGUGCACUAUGGAAAGCAUCUGAAGAAAUUAGACAGUUACGAUUUAAAAGGGAUACACAUGCGUUUAAAAAGCUACACUAAGUUUAUCUUUGUACGGGAUCCCAUGGAAAGAUUAGUGUCUGCAUUUAGAGAUAAGUUUGAACAUCCAAACAGCUACUACCACCCUAUAUUUGGAAAGGCAAUUAUUAAGAAAUACAGACUUAAUGCAAAUAAAAAGGCAUUGAUAACAGGCUCAGGAGUGAAGUUUGAAGAGUUCAUCCAGUAUCUGUUAGAUUCCCAUAGGCCAGUAGGUAUGGACAUACAUUGGGAUCAGAUUAGCAAACUUUGUUAUCCUUGCCUUAUCAACUAUGAUUUCAUCGGUAAAUUUGAAACAUUGGAAGAAGAUGCCAAUUAUUUUUUGACGCUGAUAGGUGCUCCAGAGCAGCUGACAUUUCCUACUUUUAAAGACAGGCAUUCCACUGACGAAAGAACAAAUGCAGAAGUUGUGCAACAGUACUUAGCAGAAAUUCCUGCCACAGAGAGGCAGCAGACCUACAACUUUUACUAUCUGGAUUAUUUAAUGUUCAACUAUACUACACCAUAUGCAAAGCCCUGAUGGGGUUUGGUUUAAUGAUUACGCCAUUUUACCAUGCAACUCUGCAUAAAAGAAACAUAGCUUCUUAAAUGGAGAUGUUUUGAUUCACUAAAGUUUUCAUGAACUAAAGUGACACCAACUGGCACAAAUUAUAGGAAUAACACAGAAGAAGAGCUAAUUGCACUGAAAUGUCUGGGAGGGAAAACACUUUUACAUUAGUCAACUUUGAAAUCUGCAAUGCAACAGAUAUACUGGGUGUGACAUUAAAUCAAGCAUUCUUUUAAUGAUUUGAAAACCUCCCAAACAGCAUGAUCUUAUUGUAUCUAUUUGGGAAGAAUCUGCCAUGUGUUAUGAAAGUGUUUUUGUACCUUCUGAGGAAUAUUAGUUAAAAGACAGCUUCCAACAGCAUUGUAUACCGUACAUUCAGCAUUCAUAGUGCAUCAAGAUGGGGCUGUUGGGUUGGAGCUAUAUUAAAAUAAUGCAUAGAUAAUGGCUUUGAUCUAACUAUAUGCAUAUGCAACAACCCAGCUGCAAACAAAGAACACUCUUAGAAAAGCAGGAGUCACAACAAGCAACUGUUUGGGGACCAGGGAAAACUUAAAUCCAGCCCCAUGAUUAUUAUUUAUUAUUAUUAUUUUACAUUUAUAUCCUGCUCUUCCUCCAAGGAGCUCAGAGCGGUACACUACAUACUUAAGUUUCUCUUUCACAACAAGGUUAGGCUGAGAGAGAAGUGACUGGCCCAGAGUCACCCAGCUAGUCUCAUGGUUGAAUGGGGAUUUGAACUCAGGUCUCCCCGGUCCUAGUCCAGUACUCUAACCACUACACCACGCUGGCAUGAUCCCAAUCAGCUGUUUGUAUGAAAAAGAGGGACUGGAGAUUUGGCACCUAUUUGCACACACACUUCCUCAUUCAGCUACAAUAUAUAUGCAUGCAGACAUUAGUUUUCACAUGCAUUUUCCCUAGAUGGGCAGCAUGCAUGUUAUUUCCCAAGAAUAAUAGUAACACUGUGGAACCAACUUUUGAGUUGCAAGCUUUUGAACCUUACAAGUCCUUAGGUACAUACUUCUACUAAGUCAGUUCACUGGUCCGUCUAGCUCAGUACAGUAUACUCUGACUGGCAGUGUCUCUCCAACAUUUGAGACAAGAGCCUUAUCCCAACCCUAGCUGGAGAUGCCAGGGAUUGAACCUGGGUGGGGCCUUUUAUCAGCUCUGGCUGGUAUGCCAACUGAGAGUUUGCCUAGAUAGAGAUAGUUUGGCCACCGUUACUCAUGCUUUAGUAACCUCUCGCUUAGAUUAUUGCAAUGCAUUGUACGUGGGGCUGCCUUUGAAAAUGUACCAGAAACUGCAGCUGGUACAAAAUAGGCCUGCAAGAUUGUUAACUGGGACUGGAUGUUUGGAUCAUAUUACACCAGUGCUUCAUCAACUGCACUGGCUCCCAGUCCAUUUCUGGGCCCGAUUCAAAGUGCUGGUUUUAACCUUUAAAGCCCUAAAUGGCUUGGGACUGGGUAACAUGAGAGAGUAGCUUGCCCCAUACGUCUCGAUGCGGACCUUAAGAUCUUCUUUGGAGGCCCUGCUCCAAGGGCCCCUGCUAAAAGAGGUGAGGUGGUGGCUAUUAGGAAGAAGGCCUUUUUGGUGGUUGCACCCCAUCUAUGGAAUAGCCUUCCAAGUGAGGUUCACCUGGCUUCAUCACUUUGUUCUUUUAGAUGCCAGGUAAAGACCUUUUUGUUCACUCAGGCCUUUUAAAUUAAAGUCUUUAAUUUUAGUUUUUAAAACUGACUUAAAAACAGUUUUUAAAUUGUUUUGUAUUGUAUUUUGUACUGUCUAUUUUUUUGGUGUGUUGUUAUUUCAUGUGUUAUGUUUUUACUUGAUGUUUUAAUGCUGUGUUGUGAGCCGCCCAGAGAACAAUUUGUUAUGGAGCAGCUAACAAAUAAAGUUCAUUAUUUUA